This is a messenger RNA of Petromyzon marinus (sea lamprey), 2358 nucleotides long. RefSeq names its product cyclin dependent kinase 20 (gene CDK20). The record is from RefSeq and is a predicted model, not a curated record. Gene Ontology annotation, cellular component: nucleus. Gene Ontology annotation, molecular function: ATP binding; protein serine/threonine kinase activity. Lineage: Eukaryota; Metazoa; Chordata; Hyperoartia; Petromyzontiformes; Petromyzontidae. Gene Ontology annotation, biological process: protein phosphorylation.
UAGGGAGAGAGAGAGCCCCUGGCUCCUAGGGAGAGAGAGAGCCCCUGGCUCCUAGGGAGGGAGAGAGCCCCUGGCUCCUAGGGAGAGAGAGAGCCCCUGGCUCCUAGGGAGAGAGACCCCUGUCUCCUCGGGUAGGAGGAAAGGAGGUGAGAAAAUCUCUUGUCUUCUCAUCGGAGGUAGGGAGAGGAGAGAGAACCCAUCUGGAGAGAGAGAGAAAGGUGUGAGUGGUUCCCAUCUCCUGGGAUGAGCAAGGUGAAGUAAAGGUGUGGGAAGACCUCCCACCCCUUCCGUCUCCGAGGAUAGCAGCAGAGGACACCCCGGUUUUGGGAGGAGAGGGAAGGAGAGACACAGAGACCAUGCCUUCCAGCAGAGACGAGAAGAGCUAAAUAAUAGACCCCUAUACCCUGCCACAGAAGGAAUAGGAACAGACCCUGUCGCAUGAGAGGGCAGUGGAGAGACAGCCCGUAUCUUGACCCUGUGUCCUCCAGCAGACAAGACAGUCUCCAUCUCUUGGAAGAGGAUAGGGGAAAGACCCCCCCCCCCCCAUCUCCUGGGAGAGAAGUGAUAUCCUGUCUCGCGGCAAGAGAAGAAAGGGCUGUUUGGGAGAGAAGAGAGACCGCAUCUUCAGAGAGACGCCUGUCUACCCGGUAGAGGAGGAGGCUAAGAGAGGGAGGGGUCCGUGUCUCCCUGGGUCUGGGUAUUUUUCGGGGCCCCGCAAUGGAGCAGUACACGAUCCUGGGUCGCAUCGGCGAAGGCGCCCAUGGGAUCGUGUUCAGAGCCAAGCACAUCGAGAGUGGGGAGACAGUGGCGCUGAAGAAAGUGGCCCUGAGGCGCCUGGAGGACGGGAUUCCCAACCAGGCCCUGCGCGAGAUCAAGGCCCUGGAGGAGAUCGAGGACAACCCCUACGUUGUCAAGCUGCGCGACGUCUUCCCGCACGGCACGGGCUUCGUGCUCGCGUUCGAGUUCAUGCUGUCCGACCUGGCCGAAGUGAUUCGCGACUCGGAGCGCCCGCUCUCCCAGGCGCACGUCAAGAGCUACAUGAGCAUGCUGCUCAAGGGCGUCGCUUUCUGCCACCACAACUCCAUCAUGCACAGAGAUCUGAAGCCAGCGAACCUCCUCAUCAGCUCCAUGGGCCACCUCAAGAUCGCUGACUUCGGCCUCGCUCGCGUCUUCUCCAACGACGGAGACCGCCUCUACAGCCACCAGGUCGCCACGCGUUGGUACCGCGCACCUGAGCUGCUGUACGGAGCCCGAAAGUACGACGAGGGUGUGGACUUGUGGGCGGUGGGCUGCAUCCUGGGCGAGCUCCUCAACUGCUCCCCGCUAUUCCCCGGAGAGAACGACAUCGAGCAGCUGUGCUGCGUGCUGCGUGUGCUGGGGGACCCCCAACCAGCAAGUCUGUGGCCGGAGAUAACGGAGUUGCCGGAUUACAACAAGAUCAGUUUCCGGGAGAACGCGGCGCUGCCCCUGGAGGAGGUGGUUCCGGACGCGCCGCCCGAGGGCUGGGAGCUGCUGCGCCGGCUGCUCGUGUACCCGUCGCGCCAGCGCAUCCCCGCCAGCGAGGCCCUGCUGCACCCGUACUUCUUCACGGCGCCGCUGCCCGCUCACACACUCGGAGCUAGCCCAUCCCGCAGAGGGGGGCGCGGGGUGUCUCGGCGCGGGGUGGGGGGCGGGGGGCGCCCCCCGGCCGUGGAGCGCCCCCUAAUGGAGUCGCUCGUCGACCCGGCCACCGUCACCCCCCUUCGCAGGUUGCCUAGAGGGGCACCCAGAUUCCCACAGAGGUGUCCCCCCCUGGUGUUCACCAGAGGGAACCCCUAAUACAGGGGUCUCUUGAUACGGAAGUCUCCUGUACAUUCAUAGGGGUCUCUGAACAAGUCACAGAAGUCGCCUGAUAUAGGGGUCUUCAGGACACGGGUUGCUGAUACUCACAGAGGUCAUGACGCACACAAAGACAAAGUUUCCCCGUAUAGCCUUUGUCAGACUCUUGGGCAAGUGCUGUUAGUGAGCACCUAUUAUGACUGGCACAAACAAAGGGGGUGUUGUGACCAGAGCCACACCCCCCCCUUGUCUCUCCACUGCUUACGUUUACACAUUUCACCAGGUACUCAUUGAGGUUGAGUCUACCUAGGGGAGACCCAGUAUCUAAUCAUAUAAUUUCCACCAAUGUUAACCACGGCCCCGGUUUGCAACGCAUAUCGCUAACCAUUGCACCACCACUCAGACACACAGAGGGGAGUCCUCCCGCCACCGUGGCCGACACGGUUAUCCCUGUUGUCAUUCCACGUGUCCAGUGGUGGAAAUUGCACAUUCCUGUGAUUGGAUUAUGUACGCUUGUAUAUAACUGUACAUAACAAAAGA